This is a messenger RNA of Sclerotinia trifoliorum, 1624 nucleotides long. NCBI's taxonomy places the organism in Eukaryota, Fungi, Ascomycota, Leotiomycetes, Helotiales, Sclerotiniaceae. The record is from the annotation of a GenBank genome assembly.
GAAAUAUCCGCCAAAUCAUCAACCACAGCGCAGGAGCUCAUGGCGGGACUCCUCAAGUGGGCCAAAAGUGCCGUCAAACGGGCACCCUCUCCACCACGGCUAUACCCAAAUGUGAAAUACCCUUUUAUCAAUCCACGAAAAAAGUUUGAAGAAGAAAAUUUCGGAAUUGAGCGAUAUUAUCCAACGCGCAUCGGAGAUGUCCUUUCCUCGCGGUAUCAAGUUGUUGGAAAGCUAGGAUUUGGAAGUUCGUCAACGGUUUGGCUUGCACGAGAUUUACAGUCAGUGAUGCUUACCCCGACACAAGAUGGAGCUACUUCCAACACAGAGCCCAUCUUCACGUCGCCGUUAAAAUAUUUACAAAUGAUGGCCAGAAUAUCGAUGAGAUUGUCAUUUAUAAGCACAUUAGCCAAGGAAACAAAUCAAGACUUGGCUACCGCUAUGUGCCUGCUGCUCUUGAUUCAUUUGAGUUGAUGAAUCGCGGUAGCAAGCAUCUAUGUCUAGUACAUGAACCACCAUGGGACAGUUUUAAGGAAACUCCUCGAACGGAGUGGUCGUGAUAGCCUCAUGAAAGAUCUGCUUCGAAUAAUUCUCCAACGUCUUUUACUAGCUCUAGAUUAUCUUCACACGGAUCGGAAGUUGAUACACACGGGUUAAUUUAUACUUUGCUUUCAUGCUAGAAUCUUGCUGAUUUUAAUUGACUUAGACAUCAAAUCCGAUAACAUUCUUCAUCUUAUCGAAGAAAGCUCUAUUCCUGCUGCUUUUGAGGAGGCAGAGAUUGCUCAACCAUCACCGCGCAAGAAAGCGGUAGGUCGGGAAAUAUAUGUUUCCCGGACUCUAGAUAUGCCAGCAUCUAUUGGAGAGCCCAUACUUUGCGACUUUGGGAAUGCGGUAUAUGGGACAAAAAUCAACAAUAAUGACGUUUAUCCUGAUGUUUAUAGGUGUCCAGAAGUGAUGCUUCGUCUCCCAUGGACUUACAGUGCUGAUAUCUGGAAUGUUGGCGCUAUGGUUUGUGGCCCUUUAAUAUUCCAUACGAAAAUAAGGUUGUAAAAAUUUCUUUCACUGAUUUGGCAGUAGAUCUGGGAUAUCUUCGAGGGUAAACAUCUCUUCAGUGGACAAGAUCCAAAACGCGCCCGCUACACAACUCGUGCUCAUCCUACAGAAGUGAUUUCUCUUCUUGGACCACCACCACCAGAGCUCAUCAAGCGGGGCGAGAGAUCUGCGGAAUGGUUCGACGGGAAUGGUAAAUGGCUUGAACCAGAUGAGGAUGAACCAGAUCGCUUACCGCUUUUGCCUCCUAGUAGUCUUGAGGAUGCGGAGGAGAAUCUCAAUAGGAAGGAUAAAGAGCUAUUUCUUAAUUUUAUUAAGUCGAUGUUGCAGUGGGAACCGGAGAAGCGAAAGACAGCGAGGGAAUUGUUAAAUGAUCCCUGGCUGACUCGAUCUUAUGGAUGAGCUGCCAGAAGGGGGUGCUUUUGUUCUUAUUUUGAGGGGUUAGAUGGUAGGAUCGACCCAGGAUGAUGGCAAAGUCGAGGCCAAGUGUUUGUGUUAGUAUUUCCGGUAUUCUGUAUAUGCGCGCCUGAAUAUUGAUGUGUAUUAUGUUUUUCAGAAAUAUAAACGUACAUAGUAU